GUCGGUAAAAGCCAAAUAUUUAAGGAUGUAACGAACACGCAUAGUAGGCCCACCUGGACGUACCAUCGUAGGCCCUGACCGCUGUGUCAGUACUGACGCGAGUGUCAGUCGGCAACGAGUUGAUACAGAGAUUUUACCGCGUAUAACCGUUUAAAUUCUGUUUUCAUCCCAACAAACUGUUCCUACCCACUUUUAUAAUAAUAAAUACCGUUUGCUUGAGUGCGGGUUGUUACUCUAAGUAAGCUAGUGUAACAAGGAUAAUUUUUUUUUCAAAGAAACUUCCACAGGCUACUGUAAUGCUUUUUACAAAACUUCUGGAUUCCUCCUGCGUCGGUUUUUGCUCAGUCGAAUUGCUGACGUUUCGCCAAUCAUCCUCUUGACUUCUUCAGAGCUUGACUGAAAAUUCAAAGUUUUGAAUCGAGUCAUCGCACUGAACCGAGCUCCGGCUACUGGCAGCUGGAGCUGGACAAAGACUUGGUCGAUACAAUCUCGGCCAUCUACCCGGACUGGUUCAGGGACAAGAUGGAGGGGGGCGGCAGCGCGGGCGGCGGCCAGUCUCCCGCGCGCGACUCGCCGCCCAAGGCGGUCAUCGACACCUCCCCGAUCCUGAUGGAUCAGAACAAAGAGUCCCUGAAGGUCAAGUUGCUGUUGCGGAGGCCCUUCGAUCAGCUAGUCGCUCAGGGAAUCAUGCCUCCGCACAAGACUCCGGCCGUGUACCACGGCCAGCGGCGCCAGCUGGAGCGGGCCAAGACCGGCGACAUGCUCAAGGCGAAGAUCCAGCAGAGGCCGCCACGGCAGGAGCUCGAGCGCCGCCACAUCCUCGAGGCGGACGCGAACCACGCGGACCCGAGCCUCGCCGAGCGACAGCGCAUGCUCAAAAAAGCGCGCCUCGCCGACCAGCUCAACGACCAACUGUCGCACCGGCCGGGUCCGCUCGAGCUCAUCCAAAAGAACAUCCUCCAUACGGAGGAGCCGAUCGAGCAGGCCGUGAAAACCGGUCGGAUUCCGUACAAGGCGACCAGCGAGGGCCAGCUGAACCGGCCCCAACACCCGCAGAACUACGUCAACCCCGAGGAAGACUCGCAGAGCUCGGAGGGCGGCGAUAACGUGAGUCCGGGGCCUAGCGACGUGCUGGAGACGGCGGCCAAGUCCGCGGGCAUCGUGGUGUCGCUGCUGCAGCCCGCCGACGGUACCGUCGUCGUCACGCCGGUACUGAAACAGGAGGGCAACGAGAUAGUGUUCGCGGCGGACUUGUGUCGAUCGGUGCUGCCUCAGGGCUCGAGCCCCGCGUCCCUCGUGUCGUCUACGUCGACCCUGAGCCCUCUCUCGUCGGUCGCCAGUCCGGUGCCGUCAAUCGUGUCGCAGCCCGCGACCCCGGCGCCUCCGCCCCCGCCGCCGCCGCCGAUAGCGCUCGCGUCGCGACCCAAGUGCGACGCGCCCGGCAAAGACAAAAACAACCGCAAAAAGUCCAAGUCCAAGUCGGUGCCGAAGGCGCGCACCAUCAAGUUCCACGAGUACAAAGGGCCGCCGAGCGCACAGAAGAGUCCCGCGGGCGGCGCGCAGUCGGGCGAGAGCUCGUACGAUCUCCUGCUGAAGCAGCAGACGUUGCUGCUCCAGUUCCAGCUGCAGCUCCAGCACAAGUACCCGCAGAUCAUCUUGCCCGCGUCGCAGAAGACAGAACCGCAGGCGUCGAACCCCAACGCGCAGCAGCAGCAGCAGCAGCAGCAACCGUCUCCCGCGCCGUCGACGUCUUCGGAGUGUUCCGUCGCGCCGGGCCGCAUCUCCGUCCGCCUGGAAGACAUGAAGGUCAGCGACCUCAAAGCGGAACUGAAACGUCGCAGCUUGCCCGUGUCCGGCUCGAAGCCGCAGCUGAUCGAGCGCCUGAAACCGUUCGCCGCCUCGCCGGACAACAACCUCGGCCACACCGUAGACUCGUCGAGCAUGGACCACAGCCACAAUUCGCCGCCGUUCCAAGACCUCGGCUCGCCCCACGACUCCCUCAAGGAGGAGCCGUCGUCGACCGAUCUGAUGGAAGUGGGCGAGGCCGCGAGUCCGGCACCGUCGCAGGACGCCAAAACCAACGAGGACAUCGUCAGGGAGCAGCAGCGCCAGAUCGAGGAGCUGCAACGGGAACUGACGCUGAGCCAGCUGAAGCUGCAGGCGGCCACGCGGAUCGAGCCCAAGGCGCAGAUGGUCGCGCUCCAGAAACACCUGCAGGCGCGACAGCAGCAACAGCAGCAGCAGCAGAAUCUCGCGCUGCAAAUGAGGCAGCUGCAGGCGCUGCAGUCGCGGCAGGCGGCGCGCGUCGACGAGGAGCAGCAACGGUUGCAGCAGCAGCAGCACGUCGCGUUCCAGAACCAGAAGAACCUCGCUGGUCUGGUGCUGAACGGCACUGACGCGGCGAUGAUGUUCAACCAGCUGAUGCAGGGCAAGGCGAAGGUGGCGAACGGGCACUACCAUCACGCGCGCACCAACUCGCUGCCGAACUUCUUGAGCGACGGCGCGACGCCUCUGCCGGACGUGAAGGCGGAACCGACGGAGAAGGACAAGAAGGACAGCGUGAAGAGCCAGAUCGUGGACGACGUGCUCGAGAUACUGAUCAAGAACGGGGAAUUGCCGCCGAGCGCGGCCAACGACCCGGCCACGCCCCAACUGAUCAAGCAGCAGGAGCCCGAGUACCCGACGGACGCGGACGCGAUAGACGUGAACGGGCUCGGCAUCGAUCCGGCCGACAUCUUGGACACGCUCGACAACCUGGACGGCAUGGACUUUUCGCAGUUCGUCAUGGAGAUGGCGCCCGCGGACAACAACAACGUGCAGGCGGCGCAGGUCUGCGACGUCGUGCCCAUGGACACCGACGAUUGGCUGGAGUCGCUCUUGCCGGGCGGCGGUAACAACAACUACGGGGGCGGUGGCGGCGGCGGCGGCGCCGAUUUGGGCGGCUACGACCCUCUGCUCGCCGUCUCGCAGGACCCCUUCGACCCGUUCAACCUCGAGGAGUUUCGGUCGACGGCGGACCUCGCGGCCUCCAUUUCGUGGGACAAGAUCGACUACGCGACGUAGGGCGUGGCCGGCCGCGACGGUGCCGGCAACAAUUGACAUUCCACGAUUCCACGAACGCGAGUUAGUUACGGGAAAAUGGCCGCCAUCGCGCCGGACGGGACCAGGGCGGCCGCGGACUAGCCCCGCGCGUGUGCGUGUGUGAGUGCGCGCGCGCGCGCGCUUAGGUUAAGUAAGUAAUUCGGUGGCGCGAGUCGGGGACCCGGUGGUGGGCGGGGCCCGUCGGCAUUCCUAGUCACGUUAACGUACUUAAUCGAGGGAGUGGCGGCGGGGCGUCGCGGUUAACUUUAAAUCGACGGUUGUACGACGACGUCCGCUCAAACUGAAACGAAAAAGCCGUCACGCCAACUGUUUUCGGACCAAAUUUUUUAUACGCAAUAAUUUAACUAGCUAGGGGAGUAGUUUAGGGUAAUUCGUAACGAUCGACGGGCUCUCUGUCCGCUCCCCUCGCGCCCGGCCCCCGGGCACUUCCGCUAAUAGAUUUUUUUUCGCCUAAUACUAUUGUAUAAAGAGCAUUAAUUUUUUUUUUUUGGAUAUUACGUAUACUUAUUAUAUCGCGAUGGUUAUUGCUGUUCCGGCCGGAUCGGUCAAUAAAUAAAAUGUUAUUUAA
Messenger RNA from Cylas formicarius (sweet potato weevil), 3670 nucleotides. It is a transcript of the gene Mrtf, whose product is annotated as myocardin-related transcription factor A. The record is from RefSeq and is a predicted model, not a curated record. Lineage: Eukaryota; Metazoa; Arthropoda; Insecta; Coleoptera; Brentidae. The transcript has 4 exons. Bases 523 to 3063 code for a protein of 846 amino acids.